Molecule: messenger RNA, 1626 nt
Organism: Coccidioides posadasii C735 delta SOWgp
Lineage: Eukaryota; Fungi; Ascomycota; Eurotiomycetes; Onygenales; Onygenaceae
Biological process (GO): mRNA splicing, via spliceosome
Cellular component (GO): nucleus
Source: RefSeq, a predicted model, not a curated record
AUGAAUAACGAACAGUUUAGGCGGCUAUUAUUUGAUAACCCGCCACCGUCCUCGGCGAAUAAAUUAUCGCCGCGGCGUGACAAGGAUGGAGAUACCAGCGGAAGUACGCCCAAGGCCGCAGUGCUUGGGUCGAGGAUGCGUUCGAGCAUUCCCAUGACGCCCCGCGCCGUUACCAGCGCGAACUUUGCCCGCCAACUCGCCGAAUUCCGACGGGAAAGCCAGCCGCCACCAGCGAAGAAAUUCAAGUCCUCUGCGCCAAAAGGCACGCGAUACUCCGGUGGCUACGUAGAUCGCACUCUGCUGCGGCGACAGGCCGAGGAAGGAGAUGAGGAUGCAGCAGAUCGUGAUUCCCGCGCGAAGAGAGUGAAGGCGCUGGAGGAUAUGGUGAAGCUAGGGCAGAUUGAUCAAGCUACGUUUGAGAAGUUGAGAGGGGAAAUAGGGCUUGGCGGUGAUUCUAGUAGUACACAUCGGGUCAAAGGCCUAGACUGGAAAUUGUUGCAAAGAGUGAAGGCGGGUGAGGAUGUUGAUGUGCUUGCCGCGGCUGCCCCAGACGAGACUCGCGAGGACGAUGGAGCCGGAGCGGACGAUGAGUUUGAACGAGUCCUCGAAGAGAAGGAAAAGGAUGUUGUGCAGGCUGCAAAGAAAGAAGAGAAGGUGAAGAAAGGCACUAUGGCCCCGCCGCCACGGAAAAUGACGAGGGAUGAAAUUCUGAAGCAGUUGAAAGCUAGUCGGGCUGCCGGCACACCAAUUUCGUUAGCACAAGAACCUCCAGCGUUAUCACUUGGAGCGAAGUUUAAGAAGAUUGGAACAAGUGAUCAGAAAAAGCGGUGGAUCGAAACCGACGAGAAUGGCCGGCGGAAGGAAAUUUUGCUCGUUACCGACUCAGAGGGAAAAGCCAAAAGAAAAGUGCGGUGGUUGGAUAAACCUGAUGGGAAUAAGGGUGACUUGUUGGUAGUGGAUAAGGACGCAAAGCCGCUGGGCAUGGAUGUCCCAGCAGAAGUUCUUGCACGCGCCAACGCUGUUGAAGAGAACGAUGACGACGGCGAUAUUUUUGAGGGGAUUGGAGCGGAUUAUAACCCUCUUGCGGAUAUCGGCGAUGACGACUCAUCCUCGGCAAGCGAGGGGGAGACAGAAGCAGAGCAGCCUUUGAAGGAUAAAGCCCCGCGAGAGACAGAACAGCAGAACGAAGGCCCAACUAAACCGUCUGCUUCUCGAAAUUACUUUGCUACUGGUACUACGACUGAAAUACCUGAAACAACAUCCACCAGUCCACUAUCCUCAGACCCUACGAUUCUCGCUGCCCUCAAACGUGCAGCGGCGAUUCGGCGCAACUCCCCUGCCCCCGAAGGUACUGAGGAAGAGGAAGAAGCAGACGAGCAGGUUAUAUUACGACGAAAGAAGUUUUUGGAGGAAGCGAGACGGCGCGAGAGGGAAGAUGCUAUGGAUCUCGACAUGGGAUUCGGGGAGAGCAGAUUCGGGGAUGAGGAAGACGAAGAGGUCUGGGAGGAGCGUGACGGGGGAAAUAAAAGAAAGCGAGGACCGAAAAAGAGGAAAGGGAACAAGGAUAGCGCGAGCGAUGUGAUGAAGGUGUUGGAAGGGAGGAAGAAAAGCGCUGGGGGAACGUGA